UUUUCCUCUGCCCUCCACAGUGGGAGGAUCUCUGUGCGUUGAGUCACGCAGCUGUCAAAGAUAGCUGUCACCCAGUUCCAGGAUCAAACACACAGUCAAUGAGAAAAGGGCUUUGAGCCGAAGGGACGCAAGAGGUCUCAGGUAACCCCCUUCACCCCCCGUAACUAUCCAAACAAGGACGACCAGGAGAGGAAAAGAAAAAAGACUGGGAAAGAAGCGACUUUUGAUGAACAAGGAUUUUUCGAAUAUUCGGAUACACGCUGGAGAAAAGAAGAAGAAGAAGAAGAAGAAAAACACACACACAGCACUAACACAAAGGCAAUUUUCAUCCGCGCUUUACGAGGGGGAAAAAGUGGGCAUUUUCGGACGGAGAUGAAGACGAAAAAGGGUUUGAUGAUGCUGUCGGGGAGCGAGACGGACGACGAGGACAGCGUGGACACCCCCCUGGAUCUGUCAUCUAGCGCGGGGAGCAACGGGAAGAGGAAGCGGCGGGGAAAUCUGCCCAAAGAGUCGGUUCAGAUCCUCCGGGACUGGUUGUACGAGCACCGUUACAACGCUUACCCCUCUGAGCAGGAGAAAGCCCUCCUGUCCAAGCAGACUCAGCUCUCCACCCUACAGGUGUGCAACUGGUUCAUCAACGCACGGCGGCGGCUUCUUCCAGAGAUGCUGAGGAAAGAUGGCAAAGAUCCCAAUCAGUUCACCAUAUCCAGGAAAGGCAGCAAGGCUGGCGACAGCUUCUCUGACAGCUCCCAGUCCCCGAAACACAGCAGUCCUGCAGCAGGUACGGAGGAGAGCUACGACAAGCGCGUUCUCCACCCGUCCAGCUUCGAACCCGCCAUGCCCGGCGUUCUGAGGAAGGCGGUUUCUCCCUCCAUACCGUCUCCAACCUCCGUGUCCCCCUCCACAGGGCUCGUGCCCACCCGCCCUUCUGUCAUCUGUCACACCACUGUCACCGCAGCAAUGCAGGCCAGCCCGACAGCCUCCCACCCCUCUGUGCCGGGAAUGAACUGCGACAGGGCGGCUGAGCUGCUUCAGUCUGCGCAGGCGCUGCUCAGGUGCCGGGAUGAAGGGCCUGGCAACCAGCCACUCCCCGCCACUACCACCAUCCUCAGCAGCACCGGCAUGGAGGGCAACCUGAGCCCCCGCAGCGGGCUCUUCAACACCCCUCCCCCCACCCCUCCAGACCUCACACAAGACUUCAGCGGCUUCCAGCUCCUGGUGGAUGUGGCCCUCAAACGGGCUGCAGAGAUGGAGCUGCAAGCCAAACAGCUGGUCUCCUAAAGGGAGAAAGUGACAGAAGAGGAAGAAGACGAGGCAAUAGAGACUGAGUUUGUGUCUCAACUAUGGAACUCCUCCGAGUUUAGUGACUUGUCUGCACGCAACAGAGAACAAAUCCACAUGACAGCCUGAUCAUUUCUAUUUUUGGUAUACCAAUCAAAUUGAUGAGGAUGUUUUGGUUUUUUUUUUAUGGAAAAAAAAACUGUAUCGAGGUGCCUUGGCUGUUGUUUAUUCAUUUCACAUACAUGCGUAUGUAUCUACAUGUGUAUCUUAUUUGCACACAGGGACCAAAAAUGUUAUCAGAGAAAUGCUGCCUGUCUUAUGUCUUUCCAUAUUACUGUAUAUCAUUUUAGAGAACAGAGCAAGCGCUAGGAUCAGCCUUCUUUCACACACCAAUCAGACGGAUUGGUCGAAUCCACGCAUACUCGCAUCAGUUCACGAUUGGUCUGCCUUGUUAGUUUGCACACUAAAGGCAGAAGAAGGUCAUCUCAGUGUCGUACACAUACUUUGCUCUUGGCAUCUAUGACAAACUUAUUCACUACUGUAGUAAUGUUAUGUGUUUUCAUGAGUAUAAGUAUAGUUUUGAUUUUGUAAUUUACUUUUAGCUAUUUUAAAAGAAAAAAAACCUCUAUGCUUUUUUUUUUUUAUACUCUUUUUUUUUUUUUUUUCACCCACCAAGGGAUACUUCAGAUGACCAAUGUAGCAGGUUCUUAGUCUGAGCCUUCAUCCCAUCACUCAGUGAAAAACGACGGCCAGUGGACUGGAAAAUUAAACACUACAGAUGUCUUUUCUGCAUUUGCUGUUUUACAAACCUGACAAAGACAGCAUUUUUGAAAUCACCAAAAAAAAAAAAAAAGCAUUUUCAUGUAUAUUAAGACCAUAUGUACAGUCAAUGUGACACGAUGCCCAAUGAUGUGAUUUCUUUUCAUACUGUGCAAUGUUUGUGGCAAAUAGGGGUCACAUGGGAUUCAAAUAAAGUUUUGUUUUUCUACA
Molecule: messenger RNA, 2271 nt
Organism: Scatophagus argus
Lineage: Eukaryota; Metazoa; Chordata; Actinopteri; Scatophagidae
Gene: tgif1
Product: TGFB-induced factor homeobox 1
Exons: 3
Coding region: 373-1281 (302 amino acids)
Biological process (GO): regulation of transcription by RNA polymerase II
Molecular function (GO): RNA polymerase II cis-regulatory region sequence-specific DNA binding; DNA-binding transcription factor activity, RNA polymerase II-specific
Source: RefSeq, a predicted model, not a curated record